This is a messenger RNA of Panthera uncia (snow leopard), 1436 nucleotides long. RefSeq names its product olfactory receptor 6V1-like. Gene Ontology annotation, molecular function: olfactory receptor activity. Lineage: Eukaryota; Metazoa; Chordata; Mammalia; Carnivora; Felidae. Bases 1 to 945 code for a protein of 314 amino acids. Gene Ontology annotation, cellular component: membrane. The record is from RefSeq and is a predicted model, not a curated record. Gene Ontology annotation, biological process: G protein-coupled receptor signaling pathway. The transcript has a single exon.
AUGACAAAUCUAAGCCACCCUUCUGAAUUUGUGCUCUUGGGCUUCUCCUCUUUUGGUGAGCUGCAAGUUCUGCUGUGUGGGCCUUUCCUCAUGCUUUAUCUUCUUGCCUUCAUGGGAAACACUGUCAUCAUAGUCACAGUCACAGCCAACACCAACGUACAUACUCCCAUGUACUUCUUCCCGGGUAACUUUUCACUGCUGGAGACCUUGGUGACCAUAACUACAGUGCCUAGGAUGCUUUCAGACCUGCUGGUCCCCUGCAAAGUCAUUUCCUUCAAUGGCUGCAUGGCCCAGUUCUACUUCUACUUUUCCCUGGGUUCCACCUCCUUCCUCAUCCUGUCAGACAUGGCUCUUGACCACUUUGUGGCCAUCUGCCAUCCACUACGCUGUGGAACUUUGAUGAGCUGGGAUGUGUAUAUCCAGUUGGCAGGGGCUUCCUGGGCAGCUCCUUUCUUAGCCAUGGUGCCCACUGUCUUCUUCCAGGCUUAUGUCAGUUAUUGCCAUGACAACAUCAUUAACCACUUCUUCUGUGACAAUGCACCUCUGCUGCAACUGUCCUGCUCAGACACCAGCCUGCAGGAAUUCUGGGACUUUGUGAUGGCCUUAGCCUUUGUCCUCAGUUCCUUUCUGGUUACCCUCAUCUCCUAUGGCUAUAUUGUGACCACUGUGCUGAGGAUCCCCUCUGCUAGCGGCCAUCAGAAGGCUUUCUCAACCUGUGGAUCCCACCUCACCCUGGUCUUCAUUGGCUACAGGUCUGGCACCAUCUUCCUUCAUGUCAGGUCUGGCAAAGAACAUUCUAUGGAAGUCAACAAGACCAUAGCCUUGGUGACAUCAGUCCUCACCCCCUUUCUCAAUAUCUUUAUCCUUACCCUCUGCAAUGAGACAGUCAAGGCAGUGCUAUGGGGGCAGAUGCAGAGGCUUAAAGGCCUCUACAAGGCGCUAUGAUGAGCCUGAGGAACCUGGCCAGCUUUAGUCAAGUAGGUCUGUGAGGAGGCAGAGUACCAGACUGGGUGGGAAGACUACUACCUGAAUUUCUUUAGGGUUUUUCCUCUGUGCUUCUGUGUGGUAACUACAGUGAGUCCCCAGUGCUACCCUGUCUGGCUCUCACGGGCCACCAUGGAAGCGCUCCCCAUACUCACUAGUAGCUACAAGAACUCUGAAACUAGCUCAAAGCCUGGGGAGCCAGAGGUAAGACUUUCAAUACAAGGAAGUACAUGGGCUUUCCAUUCAAGGACAGCAGCCAAGAAGUAUUCUCCGAUCAAGAAAUAUUAUCCACUGUGUGUGUGUGUGUGUGUGUGUGUGUGUGUGUGAAAUUCCUGAAAGAUUUGGGAUGAAACAUCAGCUCCACUCUCUUUCCCUCCCAACUAUAAUCUGAAAUUUUAAAAAGUCUCCAACUACUUUGACCUCAGACUCAUGGUUUUCUCUUAGCUUUUAAC